AUGGCGACACAGCGGGUUCCCGCCCAACCGUGGCCUCGAGGCCCUCAGAAUGACCUUCACAGGGCCGCCAACGACGGCUCUAUCGAGCGAGUUGUUGCCCUGCUUGCGAGCAGACCAUCAAUAGACAUCAACCAGGGCGCGGAGUACGGUUGGACCCCUCUCAUGUUGGCGGCCUGGAGGGGUUCUUCACGGGUGGUCAGGAUCCUGCCCAACAAGGGAGCCAACGUCUCAGUAGUGGCUGACGAUUUCCACACGGCUCUACAUUUUUCCACUCAAGACGGCGGCCAUCCGGUUGUCACCAAGAUGCUGCUCAAGGCCGGUGCAGAUUUCGAAGCGGUGACGUCGGAGGGAGAGACGCCGCUUCAUCUGGUUGCUGACUCAGGGUGCUGGGAAGUAGCGCAAGUGCUCAUUGAGGCAGGCGCCUGCGUCAACAGCGUCAGGUCGGAUGGAGAGACACCGCUAUAUUCUGCUGCGCGUCAAGGACACAAGAAAGCGGCCAGGGUGCUCCUUCGUGCAAAAGCAAAUCCGCUGUUGACAAAGCCGACAUCAUCGGGAGUAACCUUCGUCCCGUUGGACACAGCCGCGGAAUAUGGACAAACGGAGGUGGUGCAAGAACUGGUCCAGCAAGUCAGUAUUAAGGGUUGCGGCGGUGCAAGUGGUGGGGUAGAUGCUCUCCGCCUGGCCGCCCUCAGCCAGAAUGUCGACGUCAUGGCUGUAUUGGCAGACGUAGGAGUGAUGGAUACCGGCGAGGCCCUGAUCACCGCCGCUGGACGCAACGACGAGGCAGGAGUGAAACUCCUUUUGCAGCAGCGACACGGUGCAUGUAUGUGA
Molecule: messenger RNA, 831 nt
Organism: Ectocarpus siliculosus
Lineage: Eukaryota; Phaeophyceae; Ectocarpales; Ectocarpaceae
Source: the annotation of a GenBank genome assembly